Molecule: messenger RNA, 2115 nt
Organism: Cyprinodon tularosa
Lineage: Eukaryota; Metazoa; Chordata; Actinopteri; Cyprinodontiformes; Cyprinodontidae
Exons: 4
Coding region: 106-1461 (451 amino acids)
Source: RefSeq, a predicted model, not a curated record
CUUAUCUGGCACUCAGUUGAACGCCGGCCUGAGGAGGACUGUCCUACCUGAGGGCUGCGUCAGGAUCCAAACAGGCUAACAAUACAAUGUGUGCCACUGACUAAAAUGCCAAAAAGUGAUACGUGGCCAGGCGGCACUGAACCAGAGACGAUGAACGGCAUGGAGAGUGCCGGAAGCUGCGACAGUGUUGUCAGCGCCAAUUCAGGCUUUAGUGACGAUAGUCUAGAGCAUCUUUCUGCUGAAGAAAAGGCCUGUCUAAUGUUUUUGGAGGAAACCAUUGAGUCUCUGGAUAAUGAAGAUGAUAGUGGAGUCUCCCAUGACGAGCCUGAACGACUGUCCGGUACUGGCAACCUUGCAGCAAGACUUUCAGACCGGUCUGUGUCUAUGAGAAAUAGCAAUGUGCACGGUUCAGAGAAACCAGAUAAACAACCCAUCAAGAAAAAUAUUGACACUAAACACAAGCACAGCUACCUUGUUCCUACGCCUUUUGUUGUGGCAAGCGGUUCUCAGAGUUCUCUUCCCGGUACAAAAGCACUUACAGCUUCUUCUCAGUCUCAGUUGAAAUCAAAAUCCAAAAAACUGUCUCCUGGUCACAACCAGAAACGUUCCACCUCCCCAGUACCUGUGGUACAGCCUUCCGCACAACGCAAGGAAAACUCAGCUAAGCCAGCAGAAGGCCCUUUACCAAGAGGACCUCUGUCUUACGAUGCACUCGUUCAUUUGCGGAGAAAUGCCUCCCAGAAGAAGACACCUUUAUGUCCAUCAGUUGAUCACACUAUAGACUUGAACAGACAAUGUCCACUACCAGUGGAAGGGCAAAAAUUUGGAAAUGCCACCAAAUCUGGCUCAGAGGUUUACAGGUCUAAGACAGAUCCUCCUGCUGUGCCCCCAAAACCUCCAAAGAAACCUGCCAACAUCGUCCAAAAUGAGGAACCCAUAACAGCCGACAUGUCAGAAAGGGUCAAACAUGCAACAAAUCCAGAUGUUGUGAGACAGGAAGCUUUACAGAGGCUUGGUCUGCUUAAAGAUCACAAGCAUAAGGAUGGAGCACCACCUCAUGCAAAACCCCAUUCUAAAAAAACAGCCAAAGAUCCAUCGGAUCCAAAAAGUAGUUCCUCUCAAAAGCAACCGGAUCCCAAGAGCAGGCCUCUGAGGAAGAGUACGGGUGUCUAUUGGCAAUCCAAGGAAGAACAGCAGCCUGUUUUAUUAUUACACGUUAAAUCUCAGCCCAGUGGGUCGAAGACUGAAGGUUUGGAGCGUUCUGUUAACCAGAAUCCCGACUCAAACAGCAGGAAGCACCCUGAAGCCCAACACAUUCCUUGUGCGAAGCCAAUGAAAACCACGUCCCAGCCUUCAUCCGGCACACCCGGAGACUCAGUGGCCUACACCACGAUGGUGGUUCCUGGAAUGGGAUCUGAUCGAGAAGAGGCUCUCAGAAAACUCGGUCUGCUUAAGAGCUGAGCCGUGCAUACAGCAUGAGUGUUUUUAACUUGAUGGGUUUUCUAAGAACCAUCAACAUCAGAGGUUUUGGAUUUAGCAUUGGAGCUUCAAACAUGGCACUUUGGAGAAUAAAUUAAUAAAAUGUAAUAAUGAUGCCAGCCCAAUAAAGGGUAAAAUAAGCGGAAACAUUUCCUCAUGUUCUGAAAUGUGGUAAAAAUGGGCCUUACACAUUACAAACCCAUUCAUUUCUACAUUUUUCUCAAGACAAUAUUACUCUAAUCAACACACGUCAACGUGAUUGUUACAUAAUUUUAAUUUUGAUAGGGCACUCAUUAAGACAUCACAAACAAAAUCCGCCCUAAAGUGCACUAAGAGGCUUUGCCCAAAAUCACAAUUACUGAUUACUGACUUUUCACUGAUGUGCCUGGAGUAAAUCUGUUGUCAUUUGUUAAUGGUGUUUUUUUUUAAGUAUGAUUUUGCAGUAAUUUAUCAACUGCGAGGUCGAUCUCAAACAUUUAAUUAUUUAAAAAAAUGUGUAAUUGUGAUACAGAGUUGUUCAGAUGUGAAUUAAAAAGUUGACUUGCUGUUAAAAAGGAAAUAAUGUUAAUGUAUAAUCGCUUUUUGUAGCUUUUUUCACUAAUGCUACUGAAAAUAAAGUUUGCACAAUAUGUACUG